Molecule: messenger RNA, 702 nt
Organism: Parastagonospora nodorum SN15
Lineage: Eukaryota; Fungi; Ascomycota; Dothideomycetes; Pleosporales; Phaeosphaeriaceae
Exons: 2
Coding region: 1-702 (233 amino acids)
Source: RefSeq, a predicted model, not a curated record
AUGGUCAAGGCAACUGCUGUCCUCGCGCUUCUUGCGCCCCUCACCCAGGCGCAUUACAUCUUCAACCAGUUGUUGGUCGACAACAAGGCCAUCGGCGGCGACUACGCCUACACCCGUAAGAACACCAACACUUACAUGCCCUCGUUCACUUCGGAGAUCGUCAACAGCCCCGACCUCCGCUGCAACAAGGGAGCCGUCGCUGGUAACACUGCCACCUACACCGUCAAGGCUGGCCAGACUAUCGGCUUCAAGCUCGCGUUCGGCGAGAAGAUCGAGCAUCCGGGCCCCGGAUUUGUCUACAUCGCCAAGGCCCCCGGUGCCGUCAAGAGCUACGACGGCUCCGGCGACUGGGUCAAGGUCAUGGAAUCCGGCCUGAAGAACCCCAGCACCCCUGGCGUCGACACAGCCUGGGACAGCUGGCAGAAGGACCGCCUUGAGUGGAAGAUCCAGAACAGCAUCCCCGCUGGCGAGUACCUCGUCCGCGUGGAGCACAUUGCGAUCCACGAGGGUCACGUCGGCAAGGCGCAGUUCUACAUGGAGUGCUUCCAGCUUAAGAUCGAGUCCAGCGGAACUGGCAAGCUCGGCCCCACCGCUAAGAUUCCUGGCAUCUACAAGGCUACUGACCCCGGUAUUGCCUUCGACAAGUGGACCAACCCCAAGUCUUACACCAUGCCUGGCCCCGCCAAGUACAGCGGCAACUAG